Molecule: messenger RNA, 2581 nt
Organism: Apus apus (common swift)
Lineage: Eukaryota; Metazoa; Chordata; Aves; Apodiformes; Apodidae
Gene: GMPPA
Product: GDP-mannose pyrophosphorylase A
Exons: 14
Coding region: 39-1433 (464 amino acids)
Biological process (GO): biosynthetic process
Cellular component (GO): cytoplasm
Molecular function (GO): transferase activity
Source: RefSeq, a predicted model, not a curated record
GGGGCGCGCGGGGGCCGCGGGGGCGCGCCGGGGCCGCCAUGCCGCUGAAAGCCGUCAUCCUCAUCGGGGGCCCGCAGAAGGGGACCCGGUUCCGGCCGCUGUCCUUCGAGGUGCCCAAGCCGCUCUUCCCCGUGGCCGGCGUGCCCAUGGUGCAGCACCACAUCGAGGCCUGCGCCAAGGUGCCCGGCGUGAAGGAGAUCCUGCUGAUGGGCUUCUAUCAGCCCCACGAAGCUCUCAGCCGCUUCCUGGUGUCGGCGCAGCAGGAGUUCAAGAUCCCCAUCAGGUAUCUUCAGGAGUACGCAGCGCUGGGCACAGGUGGUGGCAUCUACCACUUCCGAGACCAGAUCCUGUCGGGUGGUGCUGACGCCUUCUUUGUCCUCAAUGCGGACGUGUGCUCGGAGUUCCCCUUGCAGGAGAUGCUGGAGUCCUGGCAGCGGCGUGGGGACAUGCACAGCUUUGUCAUUCUGGGUACCACAGCCAACAGGACACAGGCGCUGAAUUACGGCUGUAUCGUGGCAAACGCAGACACGCAGGAGGUCCAGCACUAUGUGGAGAAGCCCAGCACGUUUGUCAGUGAGAUCAUUAACUGCGGCAUCUACCUGUUCACACCUGCCAUCUUCCAGCACAUUGGUGAGGUCUUCCAGAGGAACCAGCAGGAGCUAAUGCUCUAUUCUUACCUUGGAGAGGAGAGCUCCAAUGGCUGGCAGCGUGCCGAAGUGAUCCGGCUGGAGCAGGACGUUUUCACAGCACUGGCUGGAAGCGGCAAACUCUAUGUCUACAAAACUGAUGGUUUCUGGAGCCAGAUCAAGUCAGCUGGCUCUGCUAUCUAUGCCAGCCGGCUUUACCUGAACCAGUACAGCAGGAGCCACCCAGAGAGGCUGGCCCAGAACAAACCUGGAGGCCCUAUCAUCCGAGGGAAUGUGUACAUCCACCCCACAGCCUCCAUUGACAGCACUGCAGUGCUGGGCCCCAAUGUCUCCAUUGGGGAGGGGGUGACGGUGGGAGCUGGUGUGCGUGUGCGGGAGUCCAUUGUCCUGCAUGGUGCCUCGCUCCACGACCACACCUGUGUCCUCAAUACCAUCGUGGGCUGGGACAGCACCAUUGGGCGCUGGGCCCGAGUUGAAGGAACACCCAGUGACCCCAACCCAAAUGAUCCCUAUGCUAAGAUUGACAGCGAGACCCUCUUCCGGGAUGGGCGUCUCACGCCAUCCAUCACAAUCCUGGGAUGCAGUGUCACCAUCCCUGCUGAGGUUGUUAUUCUCAACUCCAUCGUCCUUCCUCACAAGGAGCUGAGCCGCAGCUACAAGAACCAGAUUAUCCUCAAGAGCCUAUGCUGGGGCUUCACCUCCUGGGAGGUUCCUAGCACCCCCAGAGGGAUAGAUGCAGGCCAGGAGCCCUGCAAGUGCCUGACUUCUACUCCAGACAGACAUUAAAGCCUGGUGAGCAUCAGCCUUGCAUGCUCCUUCUCUUGCAGCCCCAGGCCAAACCCUGGGGCAGGGUGAAGGCUCUGGGGACAGCACGUAGCCCUUGGACUGGCCUGUGUGUCUGUGCAGGGAGGCUGUCGAGGGAGCACGUACUGCCUGCAGCAUCUCAGAUCCUGAGCUUUGGGUCUUUUUCCACCGAAGGGCACUACCAGCACAGUCUUGCCACCCUUCACCAUGUUCUCCCUGCUCUGCAGAAGGUGCUGUCUGCAACACCCUGGUAGGUCUUGGCCCAGCUUGGAGUCUGGGGAGGUUUGAAACUGCCUGUCCCACUCCCUGCAGGGGCUGGCUGCAAUUAUUCCAAUUUUAGCAGUUUGAUUGCAACAGCCUGAGCUGGGCUCCUGCCUGCUGCUUGGAAAACAGAGCAUCAGCAGGCUCUCCUAAGGGCACUGGCACAGGAGGGCUGGGUUGGACAGGGAGGCUGCUGGCCCUGGAGGGAGCUGCAGAAACACCCCUUACCCCAGCACCCUUUCCAUCCCCAAGGGCUCAGAAUGAGCUACUAGAGCUGCCAGCCAUGCCCAGCCUGCUCCUGUCAGGAUGGGACCUGCACAGGCUGCCUAGGUAGGGCUCAGGGUGAUGGCAGCAGGCCCCUGCCACCCUGGUGGGCCAACAGCCUCCUCUGCACCAGCAUGGCUGUAGCUUAGGGGGGCUUGCUGCAUGUCUCCUCUCUCACCAGUCACGUCCACACGGCACCAGCACAAUCAACUGAGUGCCUGUGGCAGAGAUCUGUUGCCUCGCGGUGUCUCAAAAAACCCUGCUUUUAUUGAAGGCAGCUCCCUGCUGAUCCUGACACGCUCUGUCUACAUUAACCAACACUGUUCUUUAUCCACUUACCUCCCUGUUUUCUCCUCUGUUUUUGGAGCUCUGUGGUAAAGCCCCCACGCUCUGCCGAGGGCCCCUUCAUGCCUUCCCUCCCACAUUCAGAGAGGCACCACAUUAGGGAUUCUCCAUCCAUCCAGUACCACCCCAGCUCGAUGGAUUUGCAGUAAAUCCUUGCUCCAAGGCCUGUGCCUUCCCGUUCCAGUUCUCCUGUAGUCCUGGGCGGGGAUUAGCUGUUCCCUGGCUUUAAGGACAUUAAACUCCUUCAGUUUUGCCUCUGC